AUGACGGGGAUCAUGCAGGUGGAUGGCCUCAAGGGAACCUUUCCAGAGCAGGCGCAUAUACCAGACCGGUCUCAGGGAGCAGGGGCAGACGCGGGGAGAGCAGGGGCAGACACAGCACUUCGCAUACACGACGAGCCCGUCUCGCCGACCGAGGAUGGCAUAGCGGUCUCGUACAGUUCGUGGGAUAGCCACCGCGACGAAAGCCCCUCAGACUCGUCGAAGGACACCGAGUCAAAAGACGUGCCCUCCGUCAGCGCAGCACUGAACGCUGCGUUCGGCUCGCCCGCCGUGCCAGAGGACGUCGCAGACACAGCUGGGGAUGCUCCUGAACACCCGCUCGCGUUCAAUACACACCCACCGUCUCCUCCACCGUGGGAGCACAUCAACCCGCCCUCGUCCGGCGCGCAGCGCGACGGAUUCUCGUCUGCGAACACGCGCGUGGUGCACGACUUCACUGGCAAGCCGAUUCGCAGUCGCCCCGUGGUCCCCUUCUCCUCGUAUUAUUUUGGGCCACCGCCACCAGAAGCAGCGUACGGCACUCCACCCAUGGGUCAGAUAGGUAUGCACCACCCGCGAGAGGUCGUCCGCAUCGAGCGUGACUACACCGGUGGCGAGCUCAUCCAAUUCGCACCAACGUAUCCGCUGGAAUUAGAGGGCAGGUUAACCCCAACACAGUUCCUUGAGACAGUCAACGCGAUUAACGAGCGGCUGAUCGAGGCUCACAGCCUGCGGCACGCUGCCAUCGACAACGCGUUGGCUUUUUUCUCGCUACAGCUAUCCAGGCUUGUUUUCAUGUCCCAUUAUGACAAGGAAAUGCAACGACUGCAGAGUUUAAUUCAGGAUCUCAAUACGCGGUUGUACAACCCCGUCGGCCUCCAUAUACGCUGGCCGCGCAAGGUCGCGUUUUUGUUCCUUGAGAUAGAGUACUAUUGA
Sparassis crispa is the source of this 933-nucleotide messenger RNA. RefSeq lists its product as hypothetical. The record is from RefSeq and is a predicted model, not a curated record. Bases 1 to 933 code for a protein of 310 amino acids. The transcript has 6 exons. Gene Ontology annotation, biological process: protein targeting to membrane; peptidyl-L-cysteine S-palmitoylation. NCBI's taxonomy places the organism in Eukaryota, Fungi, Basidiomycota, Agaricomycetes, Polyporales, Sparassidaceae. Gene Ontology annotation, cellular component: endoplasmic reticulum palmitoyltransferase complex; extrinsic component of endoplasmic reticulum membrane.